Molecule: messenger RNA, 6403 nt
Organism: Xenopus tropicalis (tropical clawed frog)
Lineage: Eukaryota; Metazoa; Chordata; Amphibia; Anura; Pipidae
Gene: bmerb1
Product: bMERB domain containing 1
Source: RefSeq, marked provisional
AAGGGAGCAUAGGCAGCCAUGCAGACAUCCGUGGAGUUAAAGAAAUCUAUCUCUGCCAGUAAAGAGACAGAGAAGCCCAUGAAGAGCUAUGGAGCAGUGGAGGAGACUGACUGGAAAGCAGGAGGCACAAGUCAGCUUGACAUUGUAUCCAUGGCCGAGACAACUAUGACACCUGACGAAAUAGAACUGGAGAUGACCAAAAUUCAGAGGCUCCGAGAAGUUUUGGUGAGAAGAGAAUCUGAGCUCAGAUUCAUGAUUGACGAUAUUCAGUUGUGCAAAGAAAUCAUGAGCCUGAAACAAGAACUCCAGACUUUAGUAGAUGUCCAAGAGAAGGACAAAUCAAACCCACAGAAGAAAAAUGAAGAUGAGUUGAUUCAGAAGAUCCAGAAGCUGGUGCAGAAAAGGGAUUUCCUGGUUGACGAUGCAGAAGUGGAGCGAUUAAGGGAAAAAGAAGAAGACAAAGAAAUUGCAGAUUUCCUCCGGAUUAAAUUAAAGCCCCUGGACAAAGUGACAAAACCAGCUGCUAAUACUGUAUCAGAGAAGAAAUCAGAACUCCCACCAACCAAGCCUUCCAUUACAAAAACAGGAAUGGCCAUCCUCAAAGAUUGCUGUGGCACAACUCAGUGCAGCAUUAUGUAACACAUGAUGCCCAGAUGAUCAUCAGAACGCUCCAAUGGGAUGAUGGGUUUCACUUGAAAGGAUUCAAAGCAUCCAAAAUCCUGCUAACCUGAACCGUAUGUGCUGUAAUGCAUUUACCAAUAGUGUAUCAAUAGUGAAACUCUCACUGUUGCAUGGAUCACUCAAAGAGCAUGUCAAAAAAGAGGAGUGUAUUUACCAGGGUACAUAAUAUACAAGUUGGCCAGCAAUCAUUUCUGGUUUGUAACAGCACUUAGUAAAAGUUGCCGUUCGCAUUCCGGCCCCUUGUGAGAAUGCAGCAGCAGUAUGAAUGUUACUUAAGAAUGACCAUGCAUAGUGAGCCUCAUAAAGGUCCAACCUGAAUAACACAGCUACUCCACACAGGGACAGUUAUACUUAUAUUAUUACACUGCCAUUAAAACUCAUUAUUGGUAGAUAGAAAUCACAUGGCCCAAUUUCUUCAUUUUAUUGCAUACAGCUUUUGGUCUUAGGGGGUAGAGUGCAGCUACUGUGCCCUAUUCCAAUUGCUUGCCUUCUUUUCUGAAAAGGUACCCCAAGUAUAAAUAACGCAAAUAUUUAGAUUGAAGGUGACAAAUAACCCAUAGAAAACUUUUGGGUGCAUUUUUAAAUGGAUGCUUGCUGAAUAUUAUCUACAUAAAGGAGGAUUACAUUGUACAUAUGGGGGACUGGGAAAGAUUACAUUUGAGACCGGGAGCAGACCUCCUGGCAACCUGCCCUAGCUCCCAGUAUUACAGGUACAAGAGAAAUAGCAGGAGGGGGUACUACAAGAUAAGUCUGAUGGGGUGCAGAAAGAAAUAAUGGUUUGGUACCUUGGUGUCACUAGUAUUUAACUAGAAAAAGAAAUAAAGUUUGUACAUCUUGUUAGGAAAGCAGGAAAUUAUGGCAAACUUUGUGAUUUAGUAAACAGGCUGCUUGUUUGUGGUUUGUUGCAUAUUCCAAGAAAAAUACCUGCUUUCCUAUCUAAUAAUUAUGCCUCCAAGUGUCCAACUUAUUUUCCUUUCCCUCAGCCUCUAUGGUGAGGAUUUUCAAUGAUCAAACUCGAUGGACAAUACUUCUUCUAACUUUCAUGUGUAAAGCUGCAUUGUAUUCAGACUGCACUGAAUGACGGCAAGCUUGGAACAGUGGUGUAUAGUUCCUAUCAACAUAAACACAGUCGGUUAGUGCAGAAACAGCUUCUGAAUUCACAAACUUACAGGAGCUGAUGUGUGAUUGAUUAGGAAGAAAUUGGGGAGCACAGGAAGAAAGUGGGGAGCCUAGAGAACAGAGCAAGCACAUGCGCAAAACAAAUACUUAUGUGGUUCACCUUUAAAAGGAAAGGAGACCAUACAUGGGGCAACCUUGUGGUUAUCUAACCCACUGGCUCACUGGCAGAACAGGUUGAUGGAGUGUGAUUCUCCUAUGCAUAUUGCAUAUUGCAAAGUAGCAUUGUUCCAUUUACAGUAAUUGAGUGGAUCUGAGGAGACAUGAGGAGGAGCUAAAGCUACUCUCACUUCUUUGCCUGGUGAUGCCCUAUCCAUUUGUCUAUAAGGAAAAACCAGAAAUUAUAUUUUCAGUUUGGGCAAAGCAACUGUAAGUGGUAAUCUACCAAAACCACUUAACCUAAUGAGCUACAUAUACCCUGAAUAUUGGGCAGAAUGGUUAAAACCAAACAAACUUCUAAACUAAAUUUUGCCAUGUAUAGCCAAUCUACAGUUAUCAUUGGUACAGGUGUGGGGCCUACUAUCCAGAAUGCUUAGGACCUUGGGUCUUUCUCUAAUUUAGAUCACCAUAAGGCUACUGAAAGCUAAAAAGUAAAACAUCCAAUAGGAUUGUUUUGCCACCAACAUGGUACUGGUACAAGGUACUAUGUUAUUAUUAAGGAACUUGUGGAUAAUAUAUCCUGUGUAUCUCUAUGGCCUCACCCUUUGUUUCUAGCAAACAAAGUGCAGUGUUCACAGUUACACAUGCCUGAUGAAGGAAGGCUACUUCAGAAUCCACAAUCUUGAACAUUAUAUCACUUAAAUAAAAUGAUUAAUCAAACAAUGACUUGUGAUAAAGAACCUUGAUUCCUGUAAAAAUAUGUAUUUAUAUUAAAGAGCAAAUAUUGAGCAUACCAUAUGUCAAACACAGUGCAUCAACUCUCCCAAACCAUUGCAAUAAUGUAUCCUACAGUAUAUCAACUCCAUGCUGAGAGCAAACUUAAUACCUUCACCAGUUGCAAACUGCUGAAUUAUUCUAGCCAACAGGGCAACUUUAGACACAACUGCAGGCCAUAAGCAUUUUCACUUGAGCCUGUGGGCAUCUUGACCAAGCAUUCAGCAGUUUCCCAGAGCUGAAGGAGUUUGACUACAAGUUGGAGAAAACUUUCCCUUGCACUUUUUAAUGUACUCACAAAGGGAAGGCCAGGAAACUGGCUCCCACCUUCUGACAAGCUAAAUAUUACUGGUGGUUGUACAAGCAUACACUGUUUUUAAGGACUUCUCUGUGAGGCUUGUAUUACAUUUUCUCGUUGAUAAGUGUUUCUGUCCUAUAAACACAUGCAAAUGUUGCAAGAAAUGCUGCCUUAGACUAGUAUAACUAUGUUAGCACAGAUGUGUGAAAUGGAUGAUACAAAUCCAGACAUAGUUUGGCAACUUUCAUGGCAUCCUUAGUGUUUGUGAAAUGUAAACCAUCAGGUCUUAAGGCAUACAAAACUGUGAAGUAACAUGUGAGUCAAUGAAAUAUCUGUAGCAUUGUGGGUUACAAAAUGUAUAUUAUAUUGUAGCAGUAUGUAGACCACUGUUGAUAUUUAAGAUGAACAAAAUAAAAACCAAGAAUAGUUUAACUGUUCAAGAAGAACAGUUAUUUAUGGCACAGGAUUUUAUUAACAGAGAUGUGUUUCUGUGAAGUUAACCCCCUUGCUUAAAACAGGGAUAACAGAGAUGCGUUCCAAGUGCAGUCAUCCAGUAUAUGCCCAUUUCUUCCAGUAAAACCAGUUAAAUGAACAGUAAUGACAUUCAUUAGCUCAAUCCCCUUGAGUUUUACAGAUGAUACUGUGAUCUUCGGCACCCAGGUAGACAACGCCGCCCCCAGAUCUUUGCUGCCCUAGGCACGGGCCUUCCCACAAAUCAGGGCCUGCAGGUAGAGCGAGGUGUAUGUAUUUCUGGUUAGUCAGUGAGCUAUCCAAUUGGCCCUGCUGGAACAUCCUUGGAAACAUUCCUCAAACCACAAUACUGAAGUGAACAAUAAAAUAAUUAAAAUGAAACACACUUCAAUCAAAUCUGAUAUUUUAUUAACAAAUAUAUUAGCUAAACACUCACAUUGGCCAGUGAUAUUUAAACGAAUGAUUUGCGAUUACCCCAGUGAUGGAAUGGGUCAUACCACCAAUGAGUAUUAUUUUUUAUCUUUGUGAACAAGCAGAUAUUUUAAAAUAUAUUUAACAUAGACGUAAUUUAGGGAAAAAAAAAGUUUUUAUUUGUCUGGUUAUGCUAUUAGGAGCAACAUCUCUAAUCAAAAAAUGUUAUUGGCUAACAGUCAGCCAUCAGAAUGUUGUGGACUAAACUACAUGCUACAUCAAGACUGUUUGGUGGUAAUUCCAGGAAGGACAGACAGACAUGAGCGUUGUCAUUCCACAUUCCAUUAUGAUUUAUUCUUCCAUAAGAAAGUCAGUUGGCAUGGCAGAGAGCACAGAAGUCAACAACCUGAACAAACUGUUUUGGGGCACGUACCAUAUUUCUGCUCAUCGCAACCAUGACAUUAGAAACUAUGCCUUAGAUUUAUUCAAACACAUAAAAUGAAUGCAUUGUCUUUACAGGCUGACAUUACUGGCAAGCGCCCAGCGACCAAUGACAUAUUGGGGCUGAUUUACUAACCCACGAAUCCGAAUUGGAAAAAUUCAGAUUGGAAAACGAACAUUUUGCGACUUUUUCGUAUUUUUUGCGAUUCUUUCGUAGCCGUUACAACUUUUUCGUAAAUUGUCGCGACUUUUUCGUAACCAUUACGACUUGCGCGUAUCUUGUCGCGACUUUUUCGUAUUGAGCGCUCGUAAACUGCGGGCAAAACUUUCAGACUUAGCAUGAUUUUGGAAGCCUCCCAUAGGACUCAAUGGCACUCUGCAGCUCCAACCUGGCCCAAGGAAAAUCUCCCAUAGGACUCAAUGGCACUCUGCAGCUCCAACCUGGCCCAAGGAAAGUCUCCCAUAGGGCUCAAUGGCACUCUGCAGCUCCAACCUGGCCCAAGGAAAGUCUCCCAUAGGGCUCAAUGGCACUCUGCAGCUCCAACCUGGCCCAAGGAAAGUUUCCCAUAGGGCUCAAUGGCACUCUGCAGCUCCAACCCGGCCCAAGGAAAGUCUCCCAUAGGGCUCAAUGGCACUCUGCAGCUCCAACCUGGCCCAAGGAAAGUUUCCCAUAGGGCUCAAUGGCACUCUGCAGCUCCAACCUGGCCCAAGAAAAGUCACCAUACUGAAGCUUGAAUGAAUCCGAAACAGUUUGCGCAAGUCGUAACACUACGAAAAAGUCAUAACGGCUACAAAAAGUCGCGUCAAUUUCCGAAAAAAUUUGAUCAUUACGAAAAAAAACGCAUUCGGACACUUUUCGGACGUUCGUGGAUUAGUAAAUGUGCCCCAUUGAGUUCCUAAAUAUAAUUCUCCAAAAUAAUAGGCUUUUUAUACUAGCCAAUUAUACUUUUUUGUAUAGGGCAAAAACUCACUUAUUUAUACUCAAGCAUCUUUACAUUGAUAUGUUUAUACACGGAUAUAGAAAAAAAAAAAUAGGGAUGCACUGAACCCAUCAUAAGGGAUUAAGCCGAAUACCGAGCUGGUUAAAGGCCCACUUCCAUGUUCAUGCGGACAUUUAACCCUUCCAAAUCCUAAUUAGCAUAUGGUAAUUAGGAUUCGGCUGAAUCCAAACCCUGCCGAAAAAAGGCUGAAUCCUGGAUUCACUUCUAUCUGUAGGUAUAAUAAAUCCCCCUGGCUAAGCUGAUUGCAUACAGAUACAUUGCAGAUGAUACAUUUAUUAGGAACUAGCAUGAACUAACACCAGAUUAGAAUUAUUCACAGGAAAACUAACCUGUACAUCUUCUAACUGCAAUAAUAACCAGGAGCAAGGCAAACUUCCAUUCCCAUACCUACUGUAUAAAUAAAAAGGAGGACCCAACUUCUGACACAUUUUAACAUUAAAACAAGAAUGCCCAUGCCAGCCUACAUUCUACCAGCCUUUCUGCUAUAGAUAGAAAGGAUCUGAUUUCCCUUUCCCUUGCUUUCCAAAGCAAACACAUAUUUAACGAUAUCUUUAUGACGUUUCUUAAAAAGAGACACAAAGGAAAUGGUCUCUUAUUAAAACUUUAUACUAACAAACAGACUUGUCCUGUAUAAUGGUUCUUAAUAGUAUAGAAUUUUAGUAAAGGGAUUCUGUCAUGAUUUUUAUUGUGCACUUUUUAUUUCUAAAUUACACUGUUUACAUAGUAUUUUUUUCCCUUUCUUCCCAUUGUUCUGCUGAUCGGCUGCUGGGAGGGGGGUGAUAUCACUCCAACUUGCAGCUCAGCAGUAAAGUGUGACUGAUGUUUAUCAGAGCACAGGUCACAUGGCUGUGGCAUCCUGGGAAAUGAAGAAUAUGGCUAGCCCCAUUUGAAAUUUCAAUGUUUGCAUUUGUAAUUCAAUACUGGAUUCUGCAGGAAGCUCUAUUAACUGAUGUGUUUUAAAGAAACAUGUUUUCCCACAACAAUAUUCCUUUAAGAGACAUAGUUGCUUUGGGACUCACAAACUCCUUUGAAGCCAGCAUCAUCAAAAAAA